CAACAACAGAACUCAGCUGUUCGGCAGCUAGCUGACUAGCCGGCCUAGUUAGUUACUCAACACUGUUAUUCGCAGUUUAUUUUGAAGUUGGGAGUUGUAUAAGUCGAUUUAUAGUUACUAUAUGUUGAAACACAAAGCAACUUAUAUAAAUUCCACAACAAGGCAUUGCGAUUCGGUAUAAUUUUAAAGUCCUUUGUCUUCUAUCUGCUAGCGUUAGCUUUUAGCAGCUUAGCUUUUUAACUAAGGACGAGAGGAGCCCGUUCGACCAAAAGAUUUCUCCAGGCCAGAUAUAUUUAUGGAAAAGCUCGACCACAAGACCACCCGGUGGAGAUUCUGACCUCCACCAAUAUUUAUUCUUCAUCUGCAAUUAUGUCACCACGAAAACGACCCCUGGUCCCUGUAAGCAGCCGGCGGAAAGCAGUGGAUGACUACUUCCCUUUCAACUUCCUGCCGGUGGAGUGCCAGCUGCACGUCCUGUCCUUUUUGAACGAGUUGGAUAAAUGUAGCUGUGCUUUGGUUUGCUUAAGUUGGAGCUGCCUUGUCCGCUCAUGGAAGCUGUGGCGGGUAGCAGACUAUUCCCGUCGCGGCGUCUUCCACCUCGGUCAGGAGGGGCUGCUUGUUUCUAACCGUGAGUUUGAGAGGUGGAAAUCUUGGGUCCACCAUUACACCCAUCACCUCAUUUCCCGGCGAGCCAGCCUUCUCACCCUGAAAGCCAGUUUUGACCUGGGCGAUCGCUGCAACAAGUGGAGUGAGCUGCUGAGUCACCUGCUGGAUAAUGUCCACUGCAGAGACCUCAGCCACCUGGACCUGAACUGGACAUUUACUCUUCUUGAGCCACUGGACCUCAGGGUCCACACCAGCUCCAGUUCACAUCAGGACAGCAUCACCAAGAUGGACCAGGUGAACAGUUUCCAGGAACUGCUGACCAAACUCACCCACAGCUGCCCGCGGAUUUCCAAGAUGCGGCUACACUUCGACUGGUCGGAUGUGUCCGUGUCACUGCUCACGCAGUUCCAGCAGCUCCGAGUCCUCGAGUUAAAAUACUUCUGGGUCUUUAAAGGGGUGACUCCAAUGACACUGCAAACCCUAACCAAAUCCCUGCCUAACCUGAAGUGUCUGACUUUACAAAUCCUGGUGCCGCUGAGGAACCUGGGCAUCUCGUACAUUCUGGAGUCUCAAUCUCUGGAGUUCCUGGAUGUGUCGCCCAGCCGCGGCUUGGUCUUCUCCUGUCUGAGGCUACCCGCCUUGCGCGAGCUUCGCGCCAAGAAGAUCGUCCGUGGAAUCACACUGGACCGGAGGACCAGGCUGAGGAUCCAGAGCCGAUGGCCCUGUCUGUACCAUGUACUGCGGGAUGGGACGCCCAAGCUCCAGGCCCUCAACAAUGAGAGGUUACUCCCCACAUGGAGAGAGGAGAGUUAUGGGGAGCUGUCGGCCAUCCUGGAACAGUCCUGCUACUGUGUUCAGCAUCUGGACAGCUGGCUUUGGUAGACAACUGACUUGAAAUUAUGUACAUUCCAUCGGUGGUCGUCAAAUAUAUUUUUGCUUUUACAUACAUCAUGUUGUCCACAUUUAAAUGAACUGAACAUGUACUCAGAUGGACAAAUACAGUCAUGGAAAAAAAUUAUUAGACCACCCUUGUUUUCUUUUAAUUUAUUGUUCAUUUUAGUGCCUGGUGCAACUAAAGGUAAA
Messenger RNA from Centropristis striata (black sea bass), 1689 nucleotides. RefSeq lists its product as uncharacterized. Gene Ontology annotation, cellular component: SCF ubiquitin ligase complex. The coding region runs from base 370 to 1488 and encodes 372 amino acids. Gene Ontology annotation, molecular function: protein binding. Gene Ontology annotation, biological process: protein polyubiquitination; SCF-dependent proteasomal ubiquitin-dependent protein catabolic process. The transcript has 3 exons. The record is from RefSeq and is a predicted model, not a curated record. Lineage: Eukaryota; Metazoa; Chordata; Actinopteri; Perciformes; Serranidae.